CCCCGGGUCGCAAUGGCAACUGUCCGAACGGGAAGACACCAGCAACUUUUCUCGUAUUUGUAAUGGUACAUAGACAUUAUACGUCGCUAAAGAAACUACUUUCUAAUGUGAGAAACAAACGUUACACGAUUUUUCAAGUCCGAAAAUGUCCCUGGGAUGUAUUUCUGUGGAAGAGAUCCAGUCUUGGUGGGAAGUCCCCGCCAUAGCCCACUUCUGCUCGCUGUUCAGGACAGCGUUCCACCUUCCAGACUUUGAAAUAGAGGAGCUGGAGAAAGCCCUGUCAGAGCAGGACUUGGACUUCCUUGGUGACCUUAUUGCUUGUCUGUUGCAGGGAUGCUACCAGCGCAAUGACAUCACGCCCCAGGCAUUUAGCAGUUACCUGGAUGACAUCAUCAGCUACCGGUGGGAGCUGGAGGAAGGGAAGCCCAACCCACUUCGAGGGGGCCCCUUCGAGAAUCUCCCUCCUCGUACGCAGGUGCAACUGCUUCACCGGCUGUGCGACUACCGUCUGGAUGCUGCUGAUGUCUUUGACCUGCUUAAGGGACUGGAGGCUGACAGCCUGAGAGUGGAACCGCUGGGGCAGGAUGGGAAGGGAGCCCUCUACUGGUACUUUUAUGGCACUCGCAUGUACAAAGAAGAGCCCGUCAAGAGGAAAGCAGACAAGAUCAGUGAAACAACAGAACUGACAUUACCAGAGAAGAAGAAAAGGGGAAGACCACCAAAGAAGAAAAAACUGGAAGAGCCUCAGCUAAGUGAGGUGGAAAGUGAAGUGACAGAAGUGAAGACAGAAAAUGGGCUGGAAGAUCUCCCCCCUAGCACAGGCCGUGAGCGUGGCACUUGGUCCCUCGUGUGUGAUACAGAGGAACAAUGGCUCAAUCUGGCAGAAAGCAUCAAGGACAAGAUCUCCCCACAGGACCGCCACCUCUACCGUGUCAUCAGCCAGAACUUCCUGCCUGAGAUCAGCAGCAUGAUUGAGCACAAGGAGAGGGAGCAGAAACAGAAGCUACUGGACCCAGCCCCAGCUCGUAUAUCACAAGGAUUUUCAAAAAAUUACAUCAACCAAGAGGAGGACAAUGUGAAGGCCAUAGCAGAGGAGGAGAAGAAGAAAGAUGAAGAGCUGGACAGGCAGGUCCUGCUGGCCGAGCAGCGGCGAGAAGAGGAAAGGCUUCAGCAAGAAGAACAACAGAGAGAAAAGAUGGAGAAGAUCAAAGCUGUGGAGGAGCGGGCAAAAAGGCGGAAGAUGCGAGAGGAAAAGGCCUGGUUACUGUCUCAAGGAAAAGACCUGCCACCUGAACUCCUAAAUCUGGAGCCCUCUUCUCCUGUCCAUAGAACACGCAGAAAUAAAGCAUUCUAUGAAAUUGAUGAAGACUACACUGCUCUAUACAAAGUGCUUGAGGUCUUGAAAGCCCAUAAAGAUGCUUGGCCUUUCUUGGAGCCUGUGGAUGACUCCUAUGCCCCCAAUUACCACGAGAUCAUCCAGACUCCCAUGGACCUGUCCACCAUUGAAAAGAAGCUCAGUGACGGGGAUUACGUUGCUAAGGAGGAGUUUGUGGACGACGUAAAGCUCAUGUUUGAGAACUGCAUUGAGUACAAUGGAGAAGACAGUGAGUACACAAUCAUGGCGGAGUCUCUUGAACGGUGUUUUAGCCGAGCCCUACUAAAACACUUUCCAUCAGAGGAUGGUGACACAGACGAGGAAUUCCACAUCAAUAGUGAAGACAAGGAGCGCAAGGACAAAAAGCGCAGUCGUGGCAGCAGUAAACAUUUGGGACCUGAAAGUCUGAUCAAGGCUACGGAGCAAGUCCAACGUAAGCGAAACUCCCAAGGGGGAAAAGGAAGCACACUCUCAGAGGAAGAGGAGAGCAAACCAACACGACUGCCUCCUCCCCUUCACUGGGCCAAUGGCCCCCCUCACCCCUACAGACUGCCUCCAAGCCAGCAGCACAUUCAUGAAAGAGACAUCAGGCUCAUGUACCACCCAGGGCAACAGCUCCGUCGUCCACCGGGCCCCCCUGGUCCUCAGGGCCCACACCUGUAUGGCCAAAGAAUGGCCAUGGAUCCCCGCUUUGCUUACCAAGCUCACAUUCCCAGGCAUGGAGACCCCAAUUUGAACCACUUGCCCCACAACUUUAACAUGCAGCAUCGCAUGGUUGAAGGACAUCACAUGGGUCCUAGGUAUCCAAUGGUCCCAGAUCGUAACCAGCAGCAGCCUCCACACCAGCAGCAGCACCCCUACAUGGGUCCAACUCAUGGCCCGUCUCUGGGCCCACGUCCUGUGGGCCUCCAGCCUGGCCCUCCUCCUGAAGCCAGCAUGUAUCCAUCCCACCACCGCCCAGAUGGCCACACCAUGCACCCCAUGGGUAACCGAUUCCCAGGGCCAGAAGGACCACCUCAGCACAAUUACCCAGGUGUGAGGCCUUCCAGUAUGGGCCUAUCCAACAUGUGGACUGGUAUGAAUCACCAGGAGAGACCCAGUGGGAUGCACAUGCAAGAUCCCAACAUGGUGAACUCGCGCAACUUUAGUUAUGGUGGAGUCCCACCUCCUGUGGGGCAUAAACCUUGGCCGGAAGCUGCUGGAUACCCCCAUCCUCCUCCCAAUGCCCAGUAUCCAAUGUCUGCAUCGGUCAGCUCUCCGGGGCCCAUGUCCACACGCCCCCCUGUUCCACACCCAGACUCUUCUGGCAGGACACGCUUGGCUUCCAUGCUGGAAAGCCCAGAGAUGCUGGCCCUGCAGCAGCUGUCAGCCUCUUCUAGACCCCCUGCUGGUGCCCCUCAUCAGCACAUGGGCAACUUUCAGCAGCCUGGGCCCCCAUCAGGAAUUGGCAGCAUCCCAGCUCACCCCUUUCAGCAGCCUCCCCCUACCCCUGAGGUUCAGCUGCUGCGUCCUGCUAGAGACAAUGGGCCAGACAGCCAGCCUCCCCAACAGACAGACAUGCAGCCCAAAGACUCGGAGAACAAAAUGGCUGCCAACAACAUUUCCGAUGACACUUCAUCACACAAAAACACUGUUUCAGUUAACCAAGACCACCCGUCCAUCCGUAGCCCCAGCAAACACCAGAAUGGGCCAGCAGAGGUAAUGCAGAACCCCCCAGCCUCUAACUCGGGCCAAUCACAGGAGAUUCCGUCUGGACCGGGGCUCCCGCGGAGUUCAACAGAGAGCCACAAGCAGGAGGUAGAUGGCCAGAGACAAUCUGCCAGCCACUGUCCCAGUCAACACAUUGGUGGUACUACUGUGUCAUCCCAUCUCAACAUAAGUAACAGCUCCACUGAUCCCACUCACCCCAUCCUCCCUCAGCUUACACAGAACAGUCCACAGCACAAAGCUCAGAGCCCCGCACUUCUUCACCAGAACAUACCGCCGCUGCAUGUUGCAGCUUCUCAGAAUUCCACUCAGCAAAUGUCCGAGAACAACUUGUCACACAUGCAGAAUGCACACCAGCAAAGUGAACAUCAGCAGAACAUCCCAAAACAGCAGCAACCUCAGAGUACCCCUCCCCAAUGCCACCCUCAGAGCUCUCCCCAGCAGAUGACCCAGAGCACACAGCAUCACAAUUCUCUGCUACCCCAUCAUCAAGUCCCCCAAAACAUCUCUCCGCAGCGUCCCACACAGAGCAGCCCUGUGCAUGGGAUGCCGCAUAGUGCCACACAGGGAGCUCAGCCUGGACCCCCUCAGCCGGCUCCUCUCACCUCUUUGCCACCCAGUCAUCCUACCCCACUGUUACCUUCCCAGCCCAGCCCAGCAGAUCAUGGAGAUCAAAGACCUAGUGAGCCUACAAGUAGACUGGACACAGACGCCAUUGCCGUCCCUCCACAGCACAUGAUGAAAUCUGGGCCCCCCAAUGGUAUUUACAAACAGCAGGCUUUUAGUCCCAAUCCCCAUCAAACCCAGCUGGUGGGUAGUAACCCAGGUAUGCAGGCUCAGAGAGGGCCAGCACCUGCUCACAAUCCAGCCAUGUCUCCUCACUCCCACGGCCAGGCAAACGGAGCCAUGGGUCCAUAUGGCAUGGGGAACCAUCCACACCCACACUACAGCCAGACAAACAUGACCAGGCCCCUGCCUCCUUCUGCUCACCACCCUUAUCACAACCAGGCCAUCAACCCCCUGCACAAUCCUGCUCAGCACCCCACCUACCACCAGCAGGGAGGGGCUGCCUACUCCUACCACACGCCAGGCCAGCAGCACCCUCAGGCCCACCCAAACAUGUACCCACCUCAUCAGUACCAGCAGCAACACUACUACCCACAACCCCAUCCCCAAGCCCAGGCCCAUACCCAGGCCAACAGUAGAGGGAGUUAUUCUCCAGAGGAGUGGCAUCGGUCUCAUUAUCAGCCUCACCAGGCGAUGCCGCCCAACGCCUACCUACCUGUAGCUAGUGCCAGAGGCAACAGUCAGUUAAAGGAGAGCAGUGUGUCACCACUGGGCUCUGAAGGCUCCAGUGGUGCUAGUUUGGUGUCCCCUGGCCCUGUACCUGAAGUAGGGCCACACCCUGGAGGUCCAGAGGGGAGAAAGUGUGAAAACAGGGAGCAGGCCAGUAGCAGCGGCGGCAGCCCAGCAAAGCCGGCUCAUACAGUGAGCUCAGAGCGACCUGAAAGCCCUAAAGAAAUCCUGGACCUCGACAGCCAUAAUGCUGCUGCCCGCCACCGUAGCACCCAGCCACCUCAACAGCACCCUCCUGCCUCUGCCGCACACAUGCUGUCUGGCUUCAUGUACGACCCUCGUGCCGUGCACCCUGGGAUGCAGCGAGGCGGCGUUCCUCCACCGCACAUGAUGUUUCAGGUUCGUGGAGAUGUCAGCAGAGCCCCUUACCCUGGCCAGCCGUACCCAGAUCCACGCGGUUAUGCCACCCACAGACCUCACCCACACCUGAUGGAGGCUCUGCAGCGGCCCCAGCAGCUGCCUUACUCCCCGGGUCAGUCACGCAUGGCCAUGUUCAGACACCCCCGGCCAGCGGGCCACUUCCAGGGCAUGAUGAUUCAGCAGAGAGGCCUGGCACCAGAACACCUUCUACACCCAGGGCAACAGACGAUGGCUGCUCCAGACGGCCCUAGCAGUAAACAAGGAGUGUGACACCAGAUAUCAGAACAUGUUAUUAUCAAAUACCACCUGGACAAAGCAGUGAGCGAAAAGGAAGACUGUGCGCAUGCUGACAGAGACUGUGGAUGGGACACUUGAUGCUCCACAUACAUCUCUUACUGAUUUUCUUACACUGGACAAGAACUUUUGGCUCUGUUUUACCCACCACUGAACUUGAAGAUCCAACCAGGCAGAUGGUUUUUCUGAGAUGAUGAUGAUAAUAAUAAUGAUAAUAAUAAUAAUAAUAAUAAUAAUAAUAAUAAUAAUAAUAAUAAUAAUAAUAAUAAUAAUAAUAAUAAAUGUGAAAUGUUAAUGAGCCCUGGAGAACAAUUCUCUUUUCUUCUGGAGCUCAGUGGAACUGGCAGGGAUUCACCGACUUGCUCAGGGUCCCUUCACCACAAUGGUUUCUUCCAAACAUGAGCGUUUGAACUGGGGUCCUCCAGCAGAAGGGCAGCCUUUUUAACCACUAGGCCAACCUGCCCGACACAGAGGACCCUGCCUUCAAGAACACUGGACAGCCCUCUCCUCUUUGAGCAAUGGACAUACAAAUGGAAUAAAGGACACGGAACACAGCCUGCCUAUCUUGUCUAACGACAGCAAUGCUUGAUGGAGCUGUUAAUCUACUGACAGAACUGAGAAUUACUGGGGUGCAGACGAGAGGGACUGUUGUUUUUACUGCAAUUUUCUGUUCCCUAUCUUUAAACUCAGGUGUAGAAAAGGGAGGUACUAUGAGACUGUCACCCUAACCCAGUCAACUCACAGGCCCCUUACGAUUGCCUUGGUUUUCUUUGUGAAUGUAUGAGUGAAUGUGUAGACAAUAAGGUGUGCACAGCAGAUUAGCUGCACGUGAAAGGACACAAACACUGGUCAUUUGUCUGAAGCAUAAACCGUCCUGAAAAAGGCCCAGUUACUGUCCUUUUCCACCCCAACUCUAAACACGCAGUAUAUGCAUCUUUCAAAGCUGCCUUCAUUGUCACAAAUGUCUUUGACUAGCAGAGAGGGACUGGCAAAGAUGGCGCAAUUUGUAUUCGACUGCACCGACCUCUCUGUUAUGCACUAUGGAUUUUGUUAGUCGAGACAUCCUGGAAUUGAGUGGCCUUGGAUAGUCUUUAUUUUUAGUCAAACACGUAUAUGUAUAAACAUAUCCUUACCUCUUGUCCCAGAUGGGGGGGGGGACUUCUAAAAUGUCCUGCUAGCUUGUAAAUGCACAUGCACAUACACAGAACAAACAUACACAUCAAUUUCUUUAAAUUGUAACUUUUGUUGCAUUCCAUCUACAGGUGCGAACUUUCUUUUCACGGCCCUGCCCUUUGCAUGGUUGCUUCUUUGAUUGCUUCCUCUUCCCCAUGUCAAUACUAAACGUAUCCUCAGGGUGUACAGUUUCUAUAUACGGGUAUUUUUCUGCAUUAUUUGAAGGAGGAGCAGCCUAAGGAUAAUGGGACUGCAACUGUGGCAAAUAAAUCCACCUCAUGUGAAGAACCUAACUUUUAAGGGUCUGUAUUCAUUUUCCUUAACAAUAUUUAGCUUACCACGCCGCCAACACAUUAUUUUAAUCAAAGUUGAUUUGAAGUGAGAUGGAUUUUCAGUUACAUUCCUGUUGAUCUGAUAUCAUACCAUUAAUCAUCACAAUUAAUUUGGGCUUUCUUCUGACAUAUUUUUAAGAGCAGCCAAUGUAUUUUAUCAUAACGGAGGUAUGCUGUGGAGGUUUUGUCCGGCACCCUACACCUUAUCAUAUCCACGUUGCACCUGUAAACCCCAUGUGCAGUUCGGUGAUGGCAGCAAAUGAAUCUACCUCAUCUAGCCAGUCAGUGGCGUCUACUGAAUCCCUCCACUUCUUCUCCUGCUCUGCCAGACUCCUGUGGGUCUACAUUUUGUGACAAGCUGAGGAUUUUUUGAUUUUUAGCACCACUUUUUAAGUUUGUAGACUUGCAUAGCUGACAAUUAAAUGUCUUAACAAUACAAAACCAUCUUGGCCACAGGUUGCCGUGUCAACUUAUGAUGCCAACUGACCGUCUCAACAAGAUGCAGAUGUGACUAUUCAGCUGUCAGUUUGACGUUGACCGGUAUUUUGUAAAAGAACCAAUCCUUGAAAGUGGUGUUUUUUUUUUUUUUUUAAUGGGACAGCACUUUCAUUCCCAGUUUUUUUUAAAUUGAGUAUGAUGUACGAUAUUACAUCACAUGUCUAAAAUGGGACUCUGUAAAUUGGUUUCUAGUUGUACAGAUUGCAUGCCUUCCUGUCUAAAGGUUGUUAAAACUAGACAAAGUAGGCAGUAUUACAGUCUAGGGUCUGUAAUAGACUGCAUAGAGUUUGGCGGCAUUAUGGGUUUACUAUGUUCCUUAGUAAUGGGUACCUAAGACAUUGUAAGGAAAUAUUUGAAGAGGAUGAUGGAAUAGGAAAGUGCUAGAAGCUGUGAGACAAUUUCCUAAAUGUGUCACACAAGACUUGCUAUUUUGUUAAAAUAGGAAAUGGUUUUAAUAUUUAGUGGGCCUAAUAGGGCCACUUUGGAGGUAGUGUGUUCACUUGUUCUGUCUAAUGUAUGAAGGACAGUGUUGAUUUUAAAGGUCUGGAGGUUGUGAUACUGUCUUCUGCUGUACAGAUGUUGUGUGUGCGUUUGUUUCUGGUGUGUAGAAUCGGCACCAGACGAUCCGAAGUAUGCAUUCAUCUCUCACUUUUACUCUGCGGUCAUCUCUCUGCACUAGUGAAAACCAUUUAGACGUGAUUAAAUGUGAAUCAUAUUUAUUUUCUCUUUUAAGAAUUUUUGUACAUUUUUGAACUUCUUUUAAUAUAAAUGUGGUCUGUUUCUUUUUUAUGUUUUUGUUUUAAGCAGUUGUCUUUUACCUCAGUAGCAUGGUGGCAUUGAAAAAUAAGACCUGUAUGUUUAAUUUUUUUUUUUUCCAAGUGGCGUUUACAAGUUCUUAUCUGACUGACAUAGAUUAUUUUGGAAAUGGAGUAUUUUCUAUACUGUACAUUUCUUAGAAAUAAAUCCCUUUUUCUCGAA
Perca fluviatilis (European perch) is the source of this 8073-nucleotide messenger RNA. Its product is annotated as cat eye syndrome critical region protein 2. Gene Ontology annotation, cellular component: CERF complex. NCBI's taxonomy places the organism in Eukaryota, Metazoa, Chordata, Actinopteri, Perciformes, Percidae. Gene Ontology annotation, molecular function: protein binding. The record is from RefSeq and is a predicted model, not a curated record. Gene Ontology annotation, biological process: chromatin remodeling. The transcript has 19 exons. The coding region runs from base 146 to 5068 and encodes 1640 amino acids.